AUGGCAACAGCACUGAUAUUGCGCGUUGAGAGCUUGUAUGCCUUAUCAAUUACUUCUGCCGUGCUUCAUUUUUUGACUGCUGGCGUCCGGGUCUUCGAUGGCCUGCGCUCUCGCCGCCGUCCCAGUGGCGAUGGAAUUUUUGCAGUGGCAGCAGCAUGGUUUGGCAUUGGGUUUUCUAUCAUCUUUGCCAUUUUGAGCCAUAGGUAUAUUGACAACCCCAGUGAUCCUGAACUGGAAUCCUUGGAUGUGAGUGUCCUCAUUGUAAAUCCAUACAAUGCUGCAAGCCCCAACUACUCUUGCGACUUCUUGAUCUACAGCAUCCCCUUUAAUACUGAGAGUUUCUGGCUGUUUGAUGCUGGAUUUGCGGCUGUUUGCAAUUUCGCUCUCUGCUGUCUCCCGAUUCAACGAGUGCUCACUAUUGAGCUUGAAAAACCAGCUCGUGUCUGGCUUUUCGCUGGUGCAACUGUGGUCAUUUUUGUUGUGACUUCAUCUGUCCUGCGUGUUGUGACCUUAUCAUGGGCAAGAGGGGCUUCAGAUCCGGCUGAAAAAUUUCUAGCGUACUGGUUCUGGACAUUGUUUGAAAACACCGCAAUGGUAUUUUGUUGUUCCAUGGCCUCCUUUUCUGAUAGAGUGUCCGAGCUCUUUCACUGGCUUUCGAAAUAUGUUAAGAGCAAGAUUGCCGGCGAAGGACUACAAGGAAAUUCAUCGGGAUAUCGACUAUUUCCUAGUUUAUGGGCAAGUCAAGAUGAGAACAGGCGCGAUCCCUCAUUUCAAUCUGUUGUCACCCCCUACCCCUCGGCUUUGGACAGUACCUAUGCACCAGAGUUGAUAGACGUAUUUGAGCCCGAUACCCCGCCAAACGGCGAAAGCACAACUUCUGCCAGCACUUCAAACGCACGUCCUGCAGUCCAUGAUCCAGACGACGAUGUCCUGCUGCUUGCUGCCGGAUGUCGUGCUUUUAAAACCUCUAGAAACCGCCUUCGUCAGGAGGCAACUGAGCGGCUUCGUGAACAUGCGCCCCCAGGAGCACCCUGA
Molecule: messenger RNA, 1035 nt
Organism: Ophidiomyces ophidiicola
Lineage: Eukaryota; Fungi; Ascomycota; Eurotiomycetes; Onygenales; Onygenaceae
Exons: 6
Coding region: 1-1035 (344 amino acids)
Source: RefSeq, a predicted model, not a curated record